AUGUCAAAAGAAAAUACUAAUUUGCGUCUUCUAGGUUCGCCAGUUAAUCUUUCCUAUAGAAGUAAAAGAAAAGACGACAAAAAGAAUAUACGGAAUCGACCGCGAUCUGCUCUUCAAAAUUCUUGUUACACACCGGACUGUCAGGACCGAUUUAAAAGACCAUUUUCUGCAGAUACAAAAGAAAGGAUACCACCUACACAAAGCUUUCUGAAAAGUUACAGUGAAGACUUACUCCAAACAUAUAACAAUGGUCGUCGGAUAUCCCCUAAAAAAGUUGCUUCGCCAACAGCUGAAUUACUUGGGGACAUAAUACCAUUCAAUGGCAAUACCAUAGAAAGGACCAAAGAAUUGUGCAGCAAUGCUUCUGAUCAUGGUUCAGAAGAUACUUUUAUUAGUUUAGGUACUAAAAUAAAAACAAAAGCUCAGUUAGCACCUAAAAAUAAAACAACAAAUACAAAAGCGCUUAAAUAUAGGAACAUAGCUAAAAGAGGACGUAAGAUAAUGGAGCAUGCAACUAAUGAUAAUAGACUGAACCAAAAUUACGGCUUGGAAAUAACUAUUACUGAACGGUCACCAUGUAGAAAAAAUGAAUUACUUCAUCACAGAAGUGCAUCUCCCUCAUUUAAACCAAGUUCAUAUGAAUCAUAUUUUGUUUCUUUUGACGAUGACUAUGAGUGCCCCCAAGAUAAUGAAACUAAUGAAACUUAUAAAGAACUUGAUUCUGAUAACAUGCAGUUAGAUGUAGAAAAAGCUAUAGAUAUAUACUCCCACCGAUUAAAUUUAACAAAGCAGCAAUUGUCAUUGGUGGAAGAAGAGUCCACUCAGGAUCUUGAAAGUAUUCCAUCUCAAAACUUAUCCAAUGCACCACAAGAUUCCUUGUAUAAUAAGAAUCUUAUAGCAAAUAACAAUGAAGAAAAAGAUGAUGAUUAUUUAAAAAACUUGCAAAAUUUCUCCUAUGAAUCUAGAACAUACGGAAGCUUUUAUGAUGACUUUAAUCUUGCCAAGGACUAUUCACUUAAAACAAAGUUCUCUAGUACUGUUAUACACACUGAUUCUUCUUCGAAAGAUUCAGGUUACCCUGACAGUGCUAUCAAGGAGGAUGGAAUGUAUCAAAACUUUUCGCUACCUUCCUCAUCGUUACUAAAGAAAUCUAAUUCCGAUAAUAAAUUGAACGAUCAACCAAAAAGCUUAGAUAGCGCAUCUAGUACAAGUAAUGAAAAAGAUUAUCAUAAAACCUAUCCGCUUCAUAAAAAAUGGACAGAACCUCUCAAUCAUAGCCGUUUAUUGUACAAGGAUUUUUUUUUGAAAACAGAAGGUCAUUUAGCUUUACCCCCUCAAAACUCCCCCGAUAGUAUGCAUACAACAUCUAAUCAAAAUGAAAAUAAAACUACUAUUGUUAAAUUAGAUGAUAAAGAUGAGAAUUGCGAGUAUCCAAAUUAUUUACGUAAUAGUAGUGCUAAAGCAUAUACUUCUAAAGUCAUUGAAGAUUACAAAAGGGAAAUAGAAGCUAUUAAUAAUUUACAUGAUCUAACGAUAAAAGAUAUAAAGACUGAUCCUAUAUCGACAACUCCGCUAAAUGUUGACGUAAUGCUCGAAAACCCUAAAGAAACUUUUGAAGAAAAAGAUGAAUCAAUUGAAAUUUCUCACAAGAGUUCCGAUAUCAGUGAUUUACCUCAAGAUAACAAAAAUUCUUUACAUAAUAAUAAAACUGAUAUAACGAAAGUAACCACUAAGGAACUGAUACAGAAUUAUUUCAAAGUAAAAAAUGAUUACCCUAAAUCUACCAAAGACACAGUUAUAAAAAAUCUUAAAAAGUUUGAGAAGAAAAUAAAUAAUUUUAAUAAUAAAUCGGGGUUUAAAUUUGAUUGGAAGAAUGAUAGAAACAAUGUAGCUAAAACUGUACAAGAUAGUUUAAAGCACCAAUCUCCAAAAACUAUUUACACAACCAAACUUCCUCUAAGUGCUCGAAUAGAAAGUGUUCAAAAUGACAAAGAUGUCGAUUCCUGGAUGUCUUUAGCAGUAACAUCUCCAAAAGUUGCUAAUGUAGUGUGCACUGAAAAUGUAGAAAUUACAAAGGUUGCUGAUGUUGCCUGCGCUGAAACUUCAGAAAUUAGCGAAACACUUAAGCCAACUACGACUGAUACAAGUUCUGUAAGUGAAGGAAAGGCAAUACCCGUUGCUAAUGUUGGAACAGAACAGUCCACCAAAGCAAGAGACUUAGAUUCAAAAUCAACUGUAUUAGAUAUAUAUUCAAUGCUAAAAGAAAUAGAAAGCUAUGGAGAUAAUCCAGUAACUGUUCCUAAUGUGGAAGAACUAAAAAUGGAAGAAGUAAAAGAGGGGAGAUCUACACCAAAAGACAAUUUUAUGGAAAUCUUUGAGUUUUUGGAGAAGGUCGAACAGAGUGCAAACGAUGCAUUAUCCGUCAUUACGAACUCUACACCACAAACUACACCAAAGCUUGAAGUACUUUUAAAGCUACCACAAACGGAGUUAGCACAAAGACUGGUGACUGCUUCACUUCAGCUAGAAGAGCGUUCCUGCUGUAUCGCACUAUUGCAGGAAAGUCUUGCUAACCAUAAACAGCAGAUGAUCUCAAAAGUAAGCAAUUUAGAAAAGCAGUCGCAACGGAACAUUAUGAAAGUGAAGCAAGAUUGCGAGGAAACCAUCAAACGACAUCAAAAUUUUAUAGACCAGCUAAUAAAUGACAAGAAGACGUUGAACCAUCGUAUAGAGCAGUUAGUGGACGAAAGACGAGCGCUAGAAGAACGUUGGAAGAGGUCCGUGCAGACACUCGAGGAACGGUACAAACUGGAACUGCGCAACCAACACGACAAGAUGGCUGCCGCGCAACAGGUAGCUAAACAACGCUGGGUCCGGCAGAAGGCUGAAAAAAUAAAGGAGCUAACUGUCAAAGGUCUGGAAAGCGAACUUCGAGAAAUGGCUGAUCGUCAGCAGAAAGAAAUAUCAGAUUUGAAAAUGGCGCACGCUGAACAAAUGGGCAAGGCUCAGGCAAAGCACGCGAACGAACUGGAGGAGCUGAGAAGGACAUUAGAGCAGGAAAAAGAAGACUCACUGGUGAAAGAGAGACAGUUAGCCAGCUCCAGACUGGAGAAGCAGAUUUUAGAAAUAGAGAGAACGUAUCAAGAACAGCGGACGCGGCUCGUGAGCGAACUGCGAGCGGAGAGCGAGCGCGCCGCUCAACAACUGAGCGAGCGCGAGCAACAACAACGCGCCACCAUGGAAAAAUGGAAGGAAGAACAGGAGAAAUUGCUUGAAGAAAGACGAGCGCAAUUAGAUAAGGAUAUAGCUGCAGAGAAGGCAAAACUUGAGGAACAAUUGAAAGAAAAAUGCGCUGAGCUAGAGGAAGAAUUUGAAAAGCAUAAAAAGGAGUUCGAAGCGCAACAGCAAAUUAUAUUAAAGAAGAAAGUGGCAGAGAUAUCUGCGCAAUAUAAACUAGAGCGAGACAGAGAGAUAGAGAAAGCUAUAGAGAGUAUGGAGGCAGAAGCGCAAGCUGGAAGGAGAGAGCUGCAAGAUGCUUUGAGGAGAAACAAAGAACAGUACGAGAUGGAGCUGAGGGAGCUAGCGGAGACUGAGCAGGCAACACUGAAGCGAUACCAGGACGCUCAGGCGCGAGUGCGGCACACGGAGGACCGCUGCGCAGAGCUGGAGGUCGCCAUCGGCCAGCUCGAAACGAGAAAUAAAGUUCUGACAGAGAAAAACAUCCAAUUGGAAAACCGAGCGGAGGAGAUACGAGCAAGCUGCGAUGAAGCGUGGAAGAACAAAAUGGACGCCUUAAACAAAGAGCUGGAGGACACGAGGAUAAAACACGACGAGCAAAUGCAUCAGCUUUAUGCCAAAGUUAAAAUAGCAGUGGCUAGAAAAGACUCCACUAUACAAGCGCUGACGAGGGAGAACGCUAAAUAUCAGGAGAAGGUCACGCUACUGGAGCAGAAGUUGCAGCAGCAGAGGAAGGACUUUUUGAAACAGAAGUAA
Parnassius apollo (apollo) is the source of this 3993-nucleotide messenger RNA. Lineage: Eukaryota; Metazoa; Arthropoda; Insecta; Lepidoptera; Papilionidae. The record is from the annotation of a GenBank genome assembly.